UUUUGCCGUAAAAACGCCCAGUGAUCCCCUAGCGAUCGUUUUUGAACUCGUUUGUGGCUGCCGUUGUCUCCACGCAGCGGUAGGAAGCGCCACGUGCCUCGACCGAGGGUCCCUGCACCGCUGCAGAGCCGCAUGCGCAGCGCACGCACACUGCGCCUCGCCUCCACCACCCUGAUGGCCUCAGCGCUCAAGCCCGCCCUGGUCGUCGACCCGUUCUGCCUGCGCCAAUUUGAUAAGACGUCGGGCAAGGCGCCGUUCCUCGACGUGCCCGUGGCCGACUUCGAGAAGCGCGUGAAUGAGUUGUAUGAGGCCGCGGGCGGCGAGGCGUGCCUCGUUGAUGGUUACGCGCCCUUCUGCAAGCACGUCUUCGUCGAGAACUUCGUGAAUGCAAAGGGCGCGGUCGCGGCGAUCACGCCGGAGAACGAGCACCUGCUGAGGAGCGGCUACUCGGCGCGGACGGAGAAGGAGCUCGCGGUAUUAUCAAGGUGGUUCCCGAAGGAGUCCAUAGCAGCACCGACAGCAAAAUACUUGGACCUGAUCCUGUACUCGCGGGAACAAAUAAGAAUCGAGAACGCGGCCAUGGGCGAAGAUAGCGGUAGUGAUGCACCCUGGGGCAUCGUCUCGGUCAAGGCCCAGGACGUCGACAGCGAACUGCCCAUGCAGCCCAUCACGAUGAUGCGGAACGCCUUGGGCGCGGACGAGGGCGGCAGCGGCGUCGCGCUCGACGCGGCGAAGUACCGCGAGAGCGUCGCGUACUGGGCGGGGCACGCGCCGAUCCAAUGAGUAAACUUAGUACGGUGAG
Messenger RNA from Pelagomonas calceolata, 802 nucleotides. The record is from the annotation of a GenBank genome assembly. Lineage: Eukaryota; Pelagophyceae; Pelagomonadales; Pelagomonadaceae.